AUGGAUCUGGUGACUCGCGGCUUGAGGGAGCUGUUCUCUGUGCCCGCGCUGGAUGCACGGAUUGCGCCGCAGCCGGUCUCUCCAGUGGGCAAGGGCAAAGGCAAGAAGGUAGGCGGCGGCGGCAGCAGCAGCGGUGGUUCCGUUAGUCCCCUUGGUUCUGUUGGUGCGCCGCGGUGGGGAACACUCGAGUUUAAAGCGUACUUUGCUGCUUUUGCAGUCGUGGUGCCGCUGAUGUUGCGCGCUGCCGUGCGGGCGAGCAGCGAGGUCAACGUCGAGAACUUCCCGAAGUUCAGCCCUCUGCUGAGCCAAGGGUGGCUCUUUGGACGGAAAGUGGACAACUCUGACGCACAGUACAGGUUCUUUAGGGACAACCUGUUGCUCCUGCUGUCGUUGAUGGGUGGGCACGUUCUUUUGAGGCGGAUUGUGCACAAGGUAGUCCCGCAGAUCUCGCGGCUGCGGUUCGACCUCUUCUUUGGUUUGUUCUUCCUGUGGGUAGCACACGGCGUCAAUGCAGUACGUAUCCUGUUGCACAUGUUUACGAUGUUCAUCGUCGUAAGGGUGUUGAAGCGGCACAGGCGAUACGCAACCGCUUUCAACUGGGUGUAUGGUAUUGGGACUUUGUUCAUCAACGACCACUUGCGCACGAUGCCUCUGAGCAGGCUUGCCUCCUGUCUGUCCUUCCUCGACGACGAUGUCCGGUUUAGAGGGAUCAUCCCGCGGUGGGACGUUUUCUUCAACUUCACACUGCUACGGAUUAUUAGUUACAACUUGGACUUCUUGGAAAGGUGGGAUACACAGUUCAAGACUUUGAAGAAGACAGAGGAUGGUGACACUGGGGAAGAUCUCGUCCUGGAAAGACCGCAUCACCGCAGACUUAACUCUUCGAGCGUGUCCCUGCAGACGAUACAGGAGGACGACAAGCAACCACCACAUGGCGACUCUUUACUCGUGAACGAACGUGCCAGACUCGAGGCGCCUCACCAUAUCAGCGAGUACAACUUGGCAAACCUCGUCGCUUAUGUGCUGUACACACCUCUGUUCAUCGCUGGGCCCAUCAUUACUUUCAACGACUACGUGUACCAGAGCAAGCACACGUUGCCCUCGAUCAGUAAGCGGCGCAUUGUGUCGUACGCUGUGCGGCUCGCCUUGACGAUCCUCACGAUGGAGUUCAUCCUGCACUUCACAUACGUCGUCGCCGUGUCCAAGACGAAGGCGUGGACGAACGACACGCCCUUCGAGAUCUCGAUGAUCGGUCUGUUUAACUUGAACGCGAUCUACUUGAAGUUGCUGAUCCCCUGGCGUCUGUUCCGUCUCUGGGCGCUUCUCGACGGUGUCGACGCCCCAGAGAACAUGAUCCGCAUGGUCGACAACAACUACAGCUCGCUAGCGUUCUGGCGGGCGUGGCACCGGUCCUUCAACAAGUGGGUCGUCCGGUACAUCUACAUCCCACUGGGCGGGUCCCGCAACAGAAUCCUCACCUCUCUGGCCGUGUUCUCCUUCGUAGCUGUGUGGCACGACAUCCAAUUGAAAUUGCUCUUCUGGGGGUGGAUCAUCGUGCUGUUCCUGAUCCCGGAGAUGCUCGCCACGGAGUUUUGCCAGCAGUUUAGGGCCAAGUCCUGGUACAGACACCUGUGCGCGCUGGGCGCAGUCGCCAACAUCUGGACGAUGAUGAUUGCAAACCUGUUCGGUUUCUGUCUGGGCGUCGACGGCACGCGCACUCUGCUCUGGGACAUGUUCUCCACGGUGCGCGGCCUUUGCUUCUUCGGCAUCGCCAGCGGCUGCCUCUUUGUCGCCGUGCAGAUCAUGUUUGAGCUGCGUGAGGAGGAGAAGAGACAGGGCAUCUACUUGAAGUGUUAA
Molecule: messenger RNA, 1857 nt
Organism: Huiozyma naganishii CBS 8797
Lineage: Eukaryota; Fungi; Ascomycota; Saccharomycetes; Saccharomycetales; Saccharomycetaceae
Gene: GUP2
Product: putative O-acyltransferase
Exons: 1
Coding region: 1-1857 (618 amino acids)
Biological process (GO): GPI anchor biosynthetic process
Cellular component (GO): endoplasmic reticulum
Source: RefSeq, a predicted model, not a curated record